CUCCCCGCCUCCUCCCUCUCGCGCACUUGGCUUUCCUGUCUUCGCUUCUCCGCAAAUCCCGAUACAAUGUUCGGCGCCCUCUGUCGGCAGUCGGCCGUGCUGGCAGCGCCCGGCCGGGCCGCUUCCCUUCGGGCUGUGCGCUCGGCCUUGGCCACGCGUGCGGCCAGCUCUGCGUCCAAUGUCCCGCCACCGGACCCGGCCGAUGAGGACACCCCACCCGCCGGGGGCCGAUCCUCACUGUCCAGCAUCGUCAAUGGGAUCUCCUUCUCGCCGGUCAACACCCGGACCUUCGAUUAUCGCCCGGUCGAUGUGGACUACACCCAGGCUCGCGGGGCUUCCGAGGGCGAGGAGGACCCCGACGAGGUGAUCCCCUCGGCCGAGGAGGACUUCCAUGGGGCCGAUGCGGCGGGCCACUUUUUCAACGAGAACUUCCACGAGUCCAUGUUCACCGAGGGCGGCACCACCCCCGGAGCUGGGGGCGCAUUGCAAACGGUCCGCCGCGGGCCCACCCGCAUGGAACUUCUCCUCCGCCAGAGUGCCGAAGAUGGCGAGGGCUACGACUCGGAUGAGGACGAUGAGUUUCAGAUUGUCAACGCCAUGGAGCUUGCCUUCAAAUCCGGCGACCUUGCCUUUCGGACGCGCCAGCAGGAGGAUGUCAUUCGGGCGCGCGUCAACAUCUUGAACUUCCUUGCCACCUUCGAUGCCUUGGUUCGGGCAGUCCCGUCGGAGGCCGAGCGCCAACGUCUCCGGAAGAAGUACCACCACGAUUUGUUGGCCUUCAACGAUGCCCUCCUCCGGUUGCUACGCUACCGGAUGAGCGAGUGACAUAUGCCUCCCCUUCGGGUGUCCGUGUGGCGAGGAGGGAAAAAGGUAAACCUCCGCCAAAUAGAUCCUUUACACGUAUA
Messenger RNA from Fonticula alba, 905 nucleotides. RefSeq lists its product as hypothetical. The transcript is spliced from 3 exons. The record is from RefSeq and is a predicted model, not a curated record. Bases 67 to 825 code for a protein of 252 amino acids. Lineage: Eukaryota; Rotosphaerida; Fonticulaceae.